This is a messenger RNA of Capronia epimyces CBS 606.96, 3222 nucleotides long. RefSeq lists its product as uncharacterized. Gene Ontology annotation, biological process: positive regulation of TORC1 signaling. Gene Ontology annotation, molecular function: protein binding. The record is from RefSeq and is a predicted model, not a curated record. Bases 1 to 3222 code for a protein of 1073 amino acids. The transcript has a single exon. Lineage: Eukaryota; Fungi; Ascomycota; Eurotiomycetes; Chaetothyriales; Herpotrichiellaceae. Gene Ontology annotation, cellular component: cytoplasm.
AUGGAGGCCGCCAUUCGCUUCUCGCAGAAUUCCAUUCCCGGGACUGAUCAGCGAUUACUGCAUGUCGACGUGACCGGAAAGGUCUUCAGGCUUUGCAAGUUCAACCAAGAAAGUAAGACAAAGCUUCAGUAUGAGACGGUACACACUUCGACAAAGGUUCCCGCAUUUCGAGCUUUUGACUGGCACCCGGUGAACGAGGAACUGGUUGUCGUCGGACAAGCCGGUGGAGAAGCCACCCUCUUGAAUAUAGCAGAGGGACAACAAGACUCUCUGUCGUUCCAAGUGCGAAGCCAACGGCUCUGCAACUCGGUGACUCUCAACACCCAAAAUCUGCUGGCUGCUGGACUCGACAAGGUUCGGACAGAUUUCUGCUUGAAUGUCUGGGAUUUCAACCAGCGUCUGCCGGCCCAGGGCAGCAACGGCUUUUCAAAGAAUUAUUCGGAUCCUCUCCACAAGCUUGCUAGCGGUGAACCAAUCACAAGUUUGAAGUUCUUCCAGGAUGACCCUCAACUGCUUGUGGCGGGAGUGAAGGGCCAAUUUGUCAGGCUGUACGACCUGAGAGAGCCGACCGUCGGGAACGGGCUGCAGUUUGCGACGCGAUGUGUCCAUAACCUGGCCAUUGAUUGGCACGAUGAAAAUUAUUUCGCAUCCUGCUAUCCUACGAAUGAUCCGUCGAUCUGUGUCUGGGACAAACGCAUGAUCUCUCGCCUCAACGCCCCGCACCUGAGUUUUGGUGGCGGCUCGAACUCUGACAAUCGGCAACCUGAGGUUUCAAUAGAGCUGAAGAACGUCAUCGACAGCCCUGGCACAAUUUGGAGCUUACGCUUCUCCAAAGCCGAAAGAGGCUGCCUGGGCGUUCUCUCGAGCAGUGGACACCUCAAAGUGUUUAAGAUUGCCAAAGAUUUCAUGAGCGAAAGUCAUCAGGGUGAUCAAGGUACGGGCAAUGAUCUAUCUUGGGAGACGACUCCGCCGCAUGACGUCUUUCUUGAUAGUGCCCAAGAGGUGGCCAGGCCAUAUUCACAUCCUUCCGUGCAGCAAGCUGAAAAAUCCAGAAUCGUAUCCUUCGACUUCAUGACAUCGACUACAACAUCGGGACAAUCUAAGAUCUUGGCCCUCGAAGGACAUGGAGACAUUCGAAUAACUUCAACGAGCCCUUCACCAGAACCCACGGCUUUCUCUACUGUUGGCUAUCUGUGCAAGGGCGAAGUGAUUGUGGGACAAUCUGCCACAGAACUUCCCGAGCCGGGUUCCACGAUAGAGCAGAUUCGCCGUCGUGCCCAACCGCGAAACGCGCUCAAACAAGCGUUCAAGCAAUCUCGUCAGAACAGCAGUGAUCUUGAUAAGAAGAGAAUGUCUAGCCUGGGUGACCAAGCGUGGUACGCCGACCUAGGCUACUACGAGAAGGAUGUACCACUAGCAGAUAUCCUGACGUUGAUGUCGACUCAACGACUUCGCUGCGAAGCCGGCUACCUGAUGGACCCAUCCAAAAACAAAGCUAUCGUUUCCGAUUCUCACUGGUUGCAAUCAUUCUGGGCGUGGGUCGAACGAGCUACAAAGAUAUCCAGGAAUGGUAACAUGACACAGGACAACCUCGACUUAUCCUACAUUGGUGUGUGUGGUCUCUGGACGGAAAGUAUCUACACCAAGAACCGGACGCUGGGUCCUGUCUCCGCUAAUGUGGCCGAAACCAUUGAAAGUUUAGUUCGCCGCCUAAACAUCCCCCGGGUGAAGGGCAGCCCAACACAAUACACUGCGAACAGGCAAAUAUGUCUGCAUUCCGCGGGUUUGGCGUGGUCUUAUGACGAACUGGAGAUAAUUGUCAAACGGCUUGUGGCACAAAACCAGCAUACCAAGGCCGCGGCUCUGGCAAUCAUUGCAAUGGAACGUAAACUUGCGUACAAGGCGCUUCGCAGCAAGAAUGCCUCCCAGUCUCUCAAGAUGCUUGCGAUGGCCAUUGCGGGUGCACCAAAGAGAAAACACAGCGAUGAGGUAGAUACGACGACCGGCGAUGAUUCAGAUGCCCAGGAUGAUUGGGCUGACACUAUCGCCUCAUUAGCCGAGGAUUUGACUGAUCCAUAUGCCCGUGCCAUCCUUGCCUAUGUCAAGACGGGAGACUGGGCGAAUGUGGUAGGGGAGGGUUCUCUCCCACUCAAGUACCGGGUAGGCAUUGCGCUCCGGCAUUUUGAUGAUUCGACCCUGACGCGAUACAUCUCCCAAGCAACUAAACAUGCCUUGGAGGAAGGCGACAUUGAAGGGGUCGUACUUACCGGAACUGCGACGCGACAAGCUUUCGACCUGAUGACGGGAUAUCUCCGACGCUUCGGUGACUUACAGACUGCCGUGCUGGCUCUAGCGCCAUCGAUACCACGAUAUAUCGAUGAUGAAAAUGUUGUACGCAAGUUCGACGCUUGGAAGGACGCAUACAAGAACAUGAUGAAUGGCUGGAACCUCAAAUUUGAUCGAGUCCGGUUUGACAUUGCAUGCCAGAAAGCCGCAGUCGACGGAAAUGGCAGACGAUUGAUAGCGCCAGCGAAACAGCAGGUCCGCCUUGUAUGCGGGUUUUGCGCCCAGGGCAUAGCGAACACAGCCGGAGCAAAUGGCGAAAGCGUAUCUGGACCCAAAGUUGUUGAAACGGCACAGCACCCUCUCACAAAAGAGAAGGCCGCGGCGAUUGGCACCGUCUGUCCGAACUGUGGUCGGCACCUGCCCCGGUGCGGUGUCUGUGACUUCUGGCUCGGCAGCCCAGAUGAAUCAUACUUGUCGUGGUACGGACCGCAACAAGCUUCGAAGCUUAAUGCCGCGACAGAUCUGAGCGCUAGUAUGACUGGCAGUGUGCAAACGACCAUCGGGCCUGGCGCUGCCACUGGAGCUUUUGGAGGGACCGAAUCGCCUCGACCCAGACAGCCAACACAAUCGCCCAACAAUUCAAAGAAAUCAGCAGCAACCGAGUCCUCCACGCGGACGGUUAUCCCCACUUCUAACACAAGCAUCGCUGAUGCCGUCCGCAGCAUCGCCGGUGCAGUUCCUUUGGCUCUAAGCUUGGAACACGACGAUGACUUGCGCAAGGCCGAAAACGCUCUAAACUGGGACGCUGCCAUGUCCAGAUUCACAGUGUUAUGCCUGAAAUGUUCGCACGGGUGUCAUGCUGCGCAUGCGAGGAUGUGGUUUGAAAGACAUCGGGUGUGCCCUGUGCCUGAAUGCACCUGCUUGUGCAAUGUAUGA